This is a messenger RNA of Triplophysa rosa, 1305 nucleotides long. RefSeq names its product NK2 homeobox 2a (gene nkx2.2a). Lineage: Eukaryota; Metazoa; Chordata; Actinopteri; Cypriniformes; Nemacheilidae. The record is from RefSeq and is a predicted model, not a curated record. Gene Ontology annotation, cellular component: nucleus. Bases 479 to 1285 code for a protein of 268 amino acids. The transcript has 2 exons. Gene Ontology annotation, molecular function: RNA polymerase II cis-regulatory region sequence-specific DNA binding; DNA-binding transcription factor activity, RNA polymerase II-specific. Gene Ontology annotation, biological process: cell differentiation; regulation of transcription by RNA polymerase II.
UCUGAAGCACCAAUGGUAUAGGCUAGGAUCUCCCCAAAACCCACAAUUUCACAUCGGCAAACACUGUCUUCAUCCACUUGACUCCCAAGACCCGCCCACACGUGGCCAACCUUUUUCGUUUUUAAUGCUUUUUCACUGCAGGUUCAUGUGUUGAGACCAACCUUAUAUGGACUGAUCAGUCUGGUAAUGGCUUAUUCCCCCCUUACACUCAGCAGUAGCGCAAUAUCCAUGAGCUAGAUAGAGCACUUCAGUCACUUUGGCAUUCUUCCUGGACUUACAGAAACGAUUUCUCCGCCACUUUUUUUUCCAUGCGCCGGUGAGCGACCGAGCGAGCCCAUGCGUCGACUUCACGUUACUUCGCGCUGAAACGGCACCGAUCUUGCAUUCACCCAGUCUCAUCUGUGUUUUUGUGUCUCCGAGCAGAGGAUUGGCAAACUGGUGCAGCAACUUCACUGCAUCGCAUCCCUGUCGUUCAAACAUGUCGUUGACCAACACAAAGACGGGCUUUUCGGUGAAGGACAUUUUGGACCUCCCUGACACUAACGACGAGGAAGGAUCUAAUACCGGAACCGAGGAAGAUACGGAGGGUUCCGAGGCGACCAAAACGCCUGGAGUGUUAGUGCAAAGUCCUUUGGAGAACGUUCAAAAUCUGCCUUUAAAGAACCCCUUCUACGCCAACAGCGACAAUCCUUACACCAGAUGGCUCGCAACUACGGACAGCAUCCAAUACUCCUUGCACGGUUUAUCGGCAAGCUCUCAAGACUCGUCCGCAAAAUCUCCGGAACCUUCAACGGACGAAUCGCCGGACAACGACAAGGAAACUUCAAGCAACGGCAGUGACUCUGGUAAGAAGCGCAAAAGGAGGGUGCUCUUCUCCAAGGCGCAAACUUACGAACUCGAGCGCCGGUUUAGGCAACAGAGAUAUCUGUCCGCGCCGGAGAGGGAGCAUCUCGCCAGUUUGAUCCGCCUGACUCCGACCCAAGUGAAAAUCUGGUUCCAGAACCACCGGUACAAAAUGAAACGAGCCCGUGCCGAGAAAGGUAUGGAAGUGACCCAUCUCCCUUCACCUAGGCGGGUGGCCGUGCCUGUGUUAGUCAGAGAUGGCAAACCCUGUCACACGCUAAAAGCUCAGGACUUGGCAGCCACUUUUCAGGCUGGAAUUCCGUUCUCGGCGUACAGCGCUCAGUCUCUCCAGCACAUGCAAUAUAACGCGCAUUACAGCGCCGCCACCACACCACAGUUCCCCACAGCACACUUGGUUCAAACGCAACAGUGGACUUGGUGAACAAAUACCGACUGACUGCA